GGCCUGGGAGGGAGGUUCUACUGCGCAGGCGCAGAGCCCGGGAAGGACAAAGGCUGGGUGCAGCUGCAGCAGAGAAAGAAAGAGAAAACGCAGGAUUGGAAAGGUUUGGGGAUAAAUGUGACCGGCUUCCCCGUGACAACCAGGCCAUGGCCGCUGCCCCUCAAGUCAACUCGGACGCGUUGCGCGAAGUCUUAGAAUGCCCCAUUUGCAUGGAGUGCUUCACCGAGGAGCACCUGAGGCCCAAGCUGUUGCAUUGCGGUCACACCAUCUGCAGGCAAUGCUCUGAGAAGCUCUUGGCCAAUAGCAUCAAUGGGAUCCGGUGCCCGUUCUGUAGCAAAGUCACCCGAAUCACGAGCCUGGCCCAGCUGAAUGACAACCUGACCGUGCUGAAGAUCAUCGACACGGCGGGCCUCGGCGAGACCGUCGGCCUCCUGAUGUGUAAGGCCUGCGGACGCCGGCUGCCCAAGCAUUUCUGCAAAAGCUGUGGCUUGGUUCUCUGCGAACCCUGCAAGGAGGUUGACCACAUGCAACAAGGGCAUGGGGUGGUGGCCAUCAAAGAGGCGGCAGAUGAACGGAGGAGGGAGUUUGGGACCAAGCUCGGUCGCCUACGGGAACUUAUGGGGGACCUUCAGAAACGGAAGACCUGUCUGGAAGGGGUUUCCAAGGACCUCCAAGCGAGGUACAAAAACGUCCUCCAGGAGUACAGCAAAGAAGAGAGGAAGGUCCAAGAAGAGCUGGCCCGGUCCCGCAAGUUCUUCACCAGCUCCCUCUCGGAGGUGGAGAAGGUCAACAGCCAGAUCAUGGAGGAGCAAGCUUACCUUCUGAACAUCGCUGAGGUGCAGAUUGUGUCACGGUGCGACUACUUCCUGGCCAAAAUCAAACAGGGGGACAUUGCUCUCCUCGAGGAAGAAGGGGAGGAGGAGGAGCCUGAAUUGAUGAACAGCCUCCCAAAAGAGCUGACCCUCCAAGAGGUGGAGCUGCUUAAAGUGGGCCAUGUUGGACCGCUUCAGAUCGGACAAGUGGUUAAGAAGCCACGGAGCAUUAAUGUAGAGGAAUCCCUGAUGGAGACACCAGUGGUGGCCUCGGUGUCCUUUAGGGAGGCAGAUAUGACUCAGGAAGUCUCCACCUCUCUGCCCAGCUGCCCUUCACCAGCCAAGCCAAGGAUGCCAGAAGCCACCACCAGCAUCCAACAGUGCAACUUUCUCAAAAAGAUGGGUUCCAAAGGCAAUACACCAGGGACUUUCAACCUGCCUGUCAGUCUUCACGUCACUCCGCAAGGCGAGGUCCUUGUGGCUGACCGUGGCAACUUCCGUAUCCAAGUCUUCACCCGCAAGGGCUUCCUGAAGGAGAUCCGCCGGAGCCCCAGCGGCAUUGACAGCUUUGUGCUCAGCUUCUUGGGUGCAGAUCUGCCCAACUUGACUCCCUUGUCAGUUACCAUGAACUGUCAUGGCCUGAUUGGCGUGACCGACAGCUACGACAAUUCGGUGAAAGUGUACACCAUCGACGGGCACUGCGUGGCGUGCCACCGGAGCCAACUGAGCAAGCCUUGGGGCAUCACUGCUCUCCCAUCCGGACAGUUUGUCGUGACGGAUGUGGAAGGAGGGAAGCUGUGGUGCUUCACCGUCGACCGUGGAGUCGGGGUGGUAAAGUACAGCUGCUUGUGCAGCGCCGUGCGUCCAAAGUUCGUCACCUGUGAUGCAGAAGGGACGAUUUACUUCACCCAAGGGUUGGGCCUGAAUCUUGAAAACCGUCAGCACGAGCAUCACUUGGAAGGCGGCUUUUCGAUCGGCUCCGUUGGCCCAGACGGGCAACUCGGUCGACAAAUCAGCCACUUCUUCUCCGAGAAUGAGGACUUCCGAUGCAUCGCGGGGAUGUGCGUCGAUUCCCGGGGGGACUUGAUUGUGGCCGACAGCAGCCGGAAAGAGAUCCUGCAUUUCCCCAAAGGGGGAGGCUAUAAUAUCUUAAUCCGAGAAGGACUCACGUGCCCCGUCGGCAUCGCCGUCACACCCAAGGGACAGCUCUUGGUCUUGGACUGUUGGGAUCACUGCAUUAAGAUCUACAGUUACCACUUGAGGAGGUACUCCACCCCUUAAAUGGGGGGUAAAUCCAAAAAGACGUGCCUCUGUCUCAGGAGGGGCUAGAUCAUACUGGUGCCAUAGUUAUUAAGCAGAUUGUGCCACAAUCAUUUGUGUGCAGUGAAAUGAAAUAUAGGCCUUUUCUGUACAUGUUCGUGUGUGUGUGAGAGGAAUAGUAUUCCUAAGUGGGAA
Messenger RNA from Sceloporus undulatus (fence lizard), 2267 nucleotides. RefSeq names its product tripartite motif containing 32 (gene TRIM32). Lineage: Eukaryota; Metazoa; Chordata; Lepidosauria; Squamata; Phrynosomatidae. The record is from RefSeq and is a predicted model, not a curated record. The transcript is spliced from 2 exons. Bases 147 to 2093 code for a protein of 648 amino acids. Gene Ontology annotation, molecular function: zinc ion binding; protein binding.